CUUUGUGCGCUCUACUGUUUGCAUUGUGUCUGAAUUGCCGGCGAGGCUUCACAAACAUUAAACCACCGCGGCAAUGUCGGGCAGGUCGGUCCGCGCCGAGACCCGCAGCAGGGCGAAGGAUGACAUCAAGAGGGUCAUGGCCGCGAUCGAGAAAGUACGAAAAUGGGAGAAGAAAUGGGUAACUGUUGGAGACACCUCCCUCCGCAUCUACAAGUGGGUGCCGGUGACGGAGCCGAAAUCUGAUGAUAAGAACAAAAAUAAGAAGGGCAAGGAUGAGAAGUACGGCUCAGAAUUGACGACUCCAGAGAACAGCUCCUCUCCGGGGAUGAUGGACAUGCAUGAUGACAACAGCAACCAGAGCUCCAUCGCCGACUCGUCCCCCGUGAAACAGGAAAACAGCUGUAGCACCAGCCCCGCCCCGGAGAGCAACGCCGCGUCGCACCGUGAGAACAGCGAGGCCAAGGCGGACCAGAGCCCGGACACCAAGAGAGGCAAGACUAUCUCUCCAUCGGAGACCUCGGAACGAGCACAGAGCGCAAAAAGAGACGGCUCGUCCUCAGGGGAGAAGGAAUCUUCAGACAGCACAGCCACUCAGGACUUACAGGAGGAGGCCCCGCCCAGCAAGAAAAGCAAACUAGAGUCCUCAUCUCAGGACUUUGAGGAGAGUUAAAUGUUGGGGGAGAGUCGUGUCUCUCCUCCCUACCACCUCCCUCCUUCUGUACCUCCUUCCAUUAACUCUAGAUGAUUUAGGGCUAAUGGACACACUGGCUCUCCUCCCCCUCGGUAUUUUUUUUCCUCCUGCUGGCCCUUUUCUACCCCGACUCUUCACAACCAGCGGGAGAACGGACGUCUCCCUCCCUGAUGGCUGUUCCUCGUUGCCCGGACACUCCCACUGCCACAGAGGGAGAUGGAUUUUACCUCUUGUUCCUCGGCCCCCCCCCCCCCCCCUCCGUGCUUCCUUCCAGUCCUCCACACUUUUGCCAAGAGAAGCAUCAAACCCGGGCCGCGGUCCGAUCUGCGACCAGGCCCAGUCCUCGAUCCCCGACCUGCUCCUGUGACUCAACACUGGGGAUGUAAGAUUAGGACGAGGUUGAUCGCCGGCGCUGCUCUGAGACCCGUUUGAAAACAUUUCGCUAAUAAUCGUUUAGCUCAGGAUAAGUCAAGGGGCUAACCUGGUCUCAGAUCAGCGGCUUCGAGGGGGAACCUCCGCCCUACGACCACGUCACUUCGACCCUCCUGAUUUGCCUCCUGCUAGACUAAUGUUCUCUGUUUUGUUUAGGAAAUAUUUAGGGUUUUUUCUCAGGAGGGUCAAUGCACUGUUAUGGUAUGUCACAAUCGAUCACAGAUAGAUUUGCUGCUGUAGUGGAUGUCUUUUUUCUCUAUCCAUGAAAAGUUCUCCAUUCAUAUGUUUCCUAAAGUGAAUUAGGUUGUGGUUUGGUAGAGGAAGACGACGGUACCGGUCGAGAUAAACUCUUGGAUAAGAAGUGAGGAUGGGAGUAGCUAGCGUAGGUCCUGGAGGUGUGCCUUGAGUUGAUUAAUACACGUUUUAGGUCAGCAGGUUUUCAGUCCCGACGUUGGUGCCAUGUUUCGCUUUGUUUUAUUUUGUUUUAUUUUGUUUUGCCUUAUAAGCUGUCACUAAUCCGCUCAUCUGGUAUUUGUAUUCAACUACAACCGGUCGGCUUCGCGUAGUAAUAGUUUUGGGAAAUAUUUUGCUUUCUUGCUAAGAGUAAAGCAAGAAGUUUGAUACCACUGUCCACCAGAUACCAAGCAGUCCCUCCCAGACUUAAAGCAUCAAAGUCAAAAUGACGAGGCUGAGUUUGAAAAGGGUUAAAUCGCUGUUGGAUGAUAGGUCAAGUUUUUAAAAAUGGUUUUAAAAAAGGUUUUUUAAAUGGUUUUAAAACGUUUUUUCAACAGUACUUCUGACCACUUGGGGCAUAAAAAUUUGGAAGACAUGCCGGAGCGUCCCUGCCAGGGGCGGAUCUAGGAUCCUUGGCAGUCAGGGGAUCUUGAGAAAACAUCCGGGGCUGAAGCCCAAGUAGCCACCCCCUAGAUCCGCCACUGGUCCCUGUUCAUUAGUUUAGGAUCGUCAGAGAGCCUUUCAUCAAAUGUUUGCCCCCAUGUGGUCAGAAGUUUCUGUUACAUGGUGGCUUUAAUGCUGUGCUGGCUGGAAUUUGAAAACCUCCAGUAGCAUCUUGUCUUUGAUUACAUCAAAGUAACUAAUCAUGAAACCAUAAUUAACAAGAACCACAGUCGGAGGAUGGAUUUAACGAUGUAAGUUGUCAAUCCGUGAAGGCAUUCAUCUCCUGGUGCUGCUCGGUGGUGUCAGCUCUCCGUCUGGCUCUGGCGAGGAAUUAUGUGAGCGUUCUGUUCCUUUUAAGACGGUUGUGGGCUGGACUUUGAAUGCUACCCAGAACAUAACGAAUCUUUUACCAUCUGCAGACCUCCUCCAUCACAAUUCCUGAUUCCUGGUCCAGCUGAAGUCAAAGCGGACCAUUUUUCUUGACUGGUCCUCCCCCACAAGUCCCAUUUAACCACUUGUCAUCUCUGCGAGUGUUCUGCGUAUCACUACUUAUCUCUGACUUGCAGAUGUUUGUGCAGCUCACCACGGAAAGGUCCGGUCCUUUUUAGCUCAAACAUUUGGUUCCUAAUCCUCCUUCAAGGUGCUGUCUGUCGGCUGAAUCCAAACCCAUGCAGGAUCGAGCUCCUGGUUUUUGUGCAGAUUUGUGCGAUUUACUUGAACUUGUAAAGUACGGAUUCAGACCGGCGACCUCUGACAUUCAACCUCACGCAUUGACGAUUUGCUUUCAUGAAUAAAAUUAGCAUCGAUAUCAAUUAAAAACCAGUGACUUCAUAACAUGACGGGGCUAUUCAUCAGAACAUGAAAUUACUUUUAUCAGAUUUCGACAGAUCCGCAUUCACAUGGAUGGAGAGAAAAGAAUUCAAAAUGUUGUCUUAGUUUAGAGGAUGGAUUAGCAUAUACCUCAUUCCCAGUCCAGCAGAGCUGGAUCUUAAAAUGCUAUUGUAUUGAUAUUAACAGUUAUAAACAGCAUUACAUACGCUCAGUUUAAAAAAAUAAAUAAAAAAAAUCUCACUUAUGUUGUAGCUUUCACCUGAUUGAGCCAAUUGCUUAUAGUUUGCUCAUAACUGUGUAAAAAGAAAAAAAAUAAGAGCUGUGAGAUAAAAGAUGUUUUUGGUUUUUCUCCUUUGGGACCAUUUUGUUUUUCUUUAGAUCUUGUACAGAUUUAUGGUUUGGUUUGACUUAUUUAUUCCAUCAGUAGUGCUUGGUUUUUAUCAUAAGAUAAUGGUUUUGUUUUCUUAAUAAAAGCCACAAAACUUUCCGGUA
Cololabis saira (Pacific saury) is the source of this 3343-nucleotide messenger RNA. RefSeq names its product BAF chromatin remodeling complex subunit BCL7A (gene bcl7a). The record is from RefSeq and is a predicted model, not a curated record. NCBI's taxonomy places the organism in Eukaryota, Metazoa, Chordata, Actinopteri, Beloniformes, Belonidae. The transcript is spliced from 6 exons. The coding region runs from base 74 to 670 and encodes 198 amino acids.